This is a messenger RNA of Fonsecaea erecta, 1515 nucleotides long. RefSeq lists its product as hypothetical. The record is from RefSeq and is a predicted model, not a curated record. Gene Ontology annotation, cellular component: ubiquitin ligase complex. Gene Ontology annotation, molecular function: ubiquitin binding; zinc ion binding; ubiquitin-protein transferase activity. NCBI's taxonomy places the organism in Eukaryota, Fungi, Ascomycota, Eurotiomycetes, Chaetothyriales, Herpotrichiellaceae. Gene Ontology annotation, biological process: proteasome-mediated ubiquitin-dependent protein catabolic process; protein linear polyubiquitination. Bases 1 to 1515 code for a protein of 504 amino acids. The transcript has a single exon.
AUGACAACGCUGGCCAACAUCUCCAGCACCAUUGAUGCCGAUGGCGACCAGGAGAUGGCCGAGGUCUCUACGACCACCACACCUUUUCAUAGUUGGAGAGUCAGGUGUGCUCCCAGUCUCCCGGAUGACGAGCGACGCACUCUAGAGGCCCAUAUCACCUCGAUGGAAGGGCGGAGCUUCCUCGACGAGAAACUUUGGACCAAACAAGUUGUCAUCCCCUGCUCCCAGCAGCGUCUCGCACCUAUCACCCCUGGUAAUCCGUAUUUCUUCCAUGAGCAAGUCACGGCGGCUGGGGCAAGCUUGCCUGCACCCAGAAGAGAAGCCCUCCCGUCAUUGCACACCCUGUCCUACGAGUGGGAUACGGGGGAGGCAGAGGGCUUUGUUGACCAACGCAGGAGAGACAAUGCGGCGCCCUCUCCACCACCCGACCCUCAGGAGUAUUCUCAAGAGGGCCGUCGUCAUGCUCAUAUUCCUAUUGAUUAUCCUGUCCCCAUCCCACAGGCUCCGCCUUUGGCACCCCCCAACGAGUGUACUGUGUGCUUUGAGGAACACCAACCCGGAGAGCUGGUGAUCUUACACCACUGCCACUGUGCCUAUUGCCUACCCUGUCUCAACCAGGCAUUUCGAGUGGCCUGCAAGGAUCGAGCGUCAUUCCCUCCCAGGUGCCACAAUGUCCCUUUACGCAUCUCUGCUUUGGGCAGCGUGCUCGACGACGAUGUGGUCGAGCGCUACAAAGAGAUUGAGGCCGAGUUUGGGGCACAUCGCCCUUUUUACUGUGCUGCGCCGGAGUGUUCCGCCUUCAUCCCAGAAAACAAUCACUGCUCCCACCAAGGUGUGGCGGUCUGUCCUCGAUGCCACCACACGACAUGCACAACCUGCAAACGGCUCGAGAGUGAUCACCCUGCUUGGGACACGGACGCGAAAAAGCGUGAGUGUCCUGCAGAGGAGGAAGAUGUCGUCAAGCUCUUUGAGCUGGGGGUCGAGGAAGAAUGGAGUCAGUGUCCCACGUGUGGGAACAUGGUGGAGAAGACCGAAGGAUGUAAGCACAUGGACUGCGUUUGCGGCGUCGAGUUCUGCUAUGUCUGCGGCACACUCUUCGACGAAAACAGUCGCUGUGGGUGCCACGAUGAAGAGGACGAAGAAGACGAGGAAGAGGAGGAGGAGGAGGAGGAGGGGGAGCAUGAAGAAGAGGAUGAGUGGGAUCUCGAUGGAUUUCUGGCCGAUGACCGGUGGCCCGGUCCCGCGGCCGCCUUUGGACCCGUUGGCAGUUCGCUAUGUUUGCACGUUGCCACGGUGGCCUUGAUCCCAGGGGUGGCCUCUUGCCAGACGUGUUCAAGGCCGACCGGGAUGGUGAGGUGCUCCAGUUGUACGGCGCACUUGUGCAUGGGCUGUAUCAACCGGUGGUACGAUAUCGUUCGACGCGCAUUCUACGAAGAGUGGAGGGCACCCACAUCUCUACCGAGAUAUUUCAGGGGGGACAGCAGCAGCAGCCGGGCUAGCUUUCCAGGGUUGUGA